ACCGUGAACACAGCGUAGUCCUCGGCAGUGAGAUCUGGGCACCGCAGCCGCUUUCAAAACGAGCAAGAAAACGUGCGUCGAUAUUCAGUGCAACAGUCGCGCGGUUUAGGCUAUACUUUAAAUUGGGUGGCCAGAAAUGCUGUCCCAGUAUGCGGGCACGCUGGCCCUUGGCGGCCGGCUGGUUUGCCAAGGCGCCGCGGCGAUGUCGACACAGCUGGCGCGGCGUUAUGGCGGUGUUCCCGAGGGCUCGUUCCUGUCGGACAAGCAAAAACAGUUGAUCGAGCGGGAGGACAAGUUCGGGGCUCAUAACUACGCGCCCAUCCCCGUGGUCCUCGACCGCGGCGAGGGUGUGUUUCUGUGGGACGUGGACGGCAAGCGGUACUACGACUUCCUUUCUGCAUACUCGGCCGUAAACCAGGGCCAUUGCCAUCCCAAGAUUGUGGAGGCCCUCACGUCCCAAGCCGGAAAGCUCAGUCUCACCUCCCGUGCCUUCUUCAACGACGUACUGGGUGAGUACGAGGAGUACAUUACUCGGCUGUUUGGGUACGACAAGGUGCUGCCGAUGAACACCGGCGUGGAGGGCGGUGAGACCGCCAUCAAGCUGGCCAGGCGCUGGGGCUAUGAUGUUAAAGGUGUGCCCGCAAACUGCGCGAAGGUCCUGUUUGCUCGCGGCAACUUCUGGGGCCGCACCAUGUCCGCCAUCUCCACCUCGUCAGACCCGUCCAGCUACGGCGGAUUCGGCCCAUUCAUGCCGGGCUUCGAGGUCAUCCCCUACAACGACCUGGGCGCGCUGCAGGCCAAACUGGAGAGCGACCCGCACAUUGUGGCGUUCAUGGUGGAGCCCAUCCAGGGCGAGGCGGGUGUGGUGGUGCCGGACGAGGGCUAUCUGUCCGCCGCACACCGGCUGCUGAAGAAGCACAACGCGCUGCUCAUCGCGGACGAGGUCCAAACGGGUCUGUGCCGCACGGGCCGCAUGCUGGCGUGUGACUGGGAGGGCGUCAAGCCCGAUAUCCUGGUGCUGGGCAAGGCGCUCAGUGGCGGCAUGUACCCAGUGUCUGCGGCCCUGGCGCGGGACGAGAUUAUGCUGACCAUAGGGCGCGGGCAGCACGGCUCCACCUACGGCGGCAACCCACUGGCAGCCAAGGUGGCCAUGGCUGCGCUGCAGGUGCUGCAGGACGAGAGGCUGGCUGAGAACAGCGACCGACUCGGCGGCAUCCUGCGCGACCGCCUGGCCGCCAUCCCCUCUAAGAUGGUCAAGUCGGUCCGAGGCAAGGGCCUGCUGGACGCGCUGGUCAUCGACGAAUCUCACGGCGUGUCCGCCUACGACGUGUGCAUGCGGCUGAGGGACAACGGACUGCUGGCCAAACCCACACAGAAGAACAUCAUUCGCUUCGCGCCGCCGCUGGUAAUGACGGAGCCGCAGCUUAAUGAGUGUGUGGACAUCAUCCAGCACACGAUCACCUCUUUUGGCGUGUAGUCGCACACAGGUAGAGACGUAGGUGCUAGAGAACAUUACAUGGGUGCGCAAAUGGGGUUGCGGUGCCAUCAGGCCCAGCAAGCCGUGUGCCAGUGAUGCGGUCGGCCAUUGUUUGUUGGCCCUUCAUAAGACAGCAUGCAACUGGGUCACCGCCAGUGUGGCUCAAGAGUCCAAGACUGGGAGAUGAGAGCUGAUGAGUGCGUGUCAUUGCACGAGGGGGAGCAUCACUGCCAUAUACAGUCUGCAUACCAAUGCGAGGACAUGGGAGAAAGGUAAGGCGGAAGGGUAACCCAGCUUUGCGCUGCGGUGUGUAAACGAGGUGUUGGGUCGGGUCGGGUCGGGUGCGGAGAAGCAUUCAUCGAGUGUGAGUCGGUGUCUGAUGCAGUUGGUAUACGUUAUGGGCCAUUGUGUCUCAGGGCAUGCUGGCUGAUGUAACUUGACUUAAGGAUGGGGCAGGUGCAUACCGUAGCGUUUCAAUGCAACCGCAGUGUGUGGUUGGUGAGAUGACGCGUGGGGACGGACCGCCACGCGCGCAGUCAAAGGGUCCCUAGCUGAGUCCGACUAUUGUGCUGUUGCAACCACUGCAUUAACAUUGGGCUGAGCCCCCCGAUUCAGGGGGGUUUGUAUAUACCAGCCCAAACGAAACCAAACCAAGCCAAAUUAAACUAACGGAGCA
Molecule: messenger RNA, 2153 nt
Organism: Chlamydomonas reinhardtii
Lineage: Eukaryota; Viridiplantae; Chlorophyta; Chlorophyceae; Chlamydomonadales; Chlamydomonadaceae
Exons: 14
Coding region: 137-1477 (446 amino acids)
Cellular component (GO): cytoplasm
Molecular function (GO): L-ornithine transaminase activity; identical protein binding; pyridoxal phosphate binding
Source: RefSeq, a predicted model, not a curated record